Effrenium voratum is the source of this 1261-nucleotide messenger RNA. NCBI's taxonomy places the organism in Eukaryota, Dinophyceae, Suessiales, Symbiodiniaceae. The record is from the annotation of a GenBank genome assembly.
GCCGUGGAGGCCGCGCAGGCCGCGCAGGCCGCGGAGGCCGCGCAGGCCGCGCAGGCCGCGGAGGCCGCGGAAGCCGCGGAGGCUGCAGAGCGCAAGCGAGGCUGCGGAGACUGCGGAGCACGGAAACGGCCGCGCAAGCCGCGGAGGGCGCAAGCCGCCAAGGUCGCGGGCGCGCAGGCCGCGAAAGCCGCGCAGGCCGCGCAGGCCGCGGAAGCCGCGGAAGCCGCGGAGGCUGCGGAGGCCACGCAAGCCGCGGAGGCCGCGCAGGUCGCGGAGGCCGCGGCCGCAGAGGUCGCCGAGGCCGCGGUGGUCGUCGACCUCCGAGGCCGCGGAGACUGCGGAGCACGGAAACGGCGCAAGCCGCCGAGGCCGCGGAGGCCGCGUAGGUCGCGGAGCCCGGGAACCGCGCAAGCCACGGAGGCCGCGCAAGCCGCAAAGGUCGCGGGCGCAAAGGCCGCGGAGGCCGCGGGGGCCGAGGAAGCCGCGGGCCGCGGCCGCGCAAGCCGCGCAAGCCACGCAGCCCCCAGCGACGCAAAGGCCGCGACGGCAGCGCAAGCCAACCGCGGGCGCAGCAAUACUCGCGCAACAGCCGCCGCGCCACGCUUGCAGCUGCCCCUGACGCAGAAGGCAGCGCCACCGCGCGCCCGUACGGAGACUGCGCAAGCUGCGGCGGCCGCGCAAGUCGCGGAGGCCGAGGAAGCUGCAAAGGCCGCGACGGCAGCACAAGCCGCGGAAUCUGCGGCAGCCGCGCAAGCCGCAGCGAGCGUGCAAGCCGCGGAGGCUUCGCAAGCCACGGCAGCCGCGCGGGUCGCUGAGGCCGAAGAGGCCGCAGAGGCCGUGGAGCCCGGAAGCCGUGGAGGCCGCGUAGGCCGCGGAGAAUGGAGACCGCGCAAGCCGUGGAAGCCGGCAGCCGCGCAAGUCACGGACGCGGAGGCUGCCGAGGCCGCGGAGGGCGCGCAGACCGCGGAGGCCGCGGAGAUCGCGCAGGCCGCGCAGGCCGCGGAGGCCGCGGAGGCCGCGCAGGCUGCGCAGGCCGCGGAAGCCGCGGAGGCCGCGCAGGCCGCGCAGGCCAUGGAAGUCGUGGAGGCCGCGGAGGUUGUGGAGGUCGCGGACGCCGCGCAGGCCGCGGAGGCCGCGCAGGCCGCAGAGGUUGCGCAUGGCCGCGCAUGGCCGCGCAGCCCGCGCAAGCCGCGGGCGCGCAGGCUGCGUGAGGCCGCGGAAGCUGCGCAGGGCCACGGAUGGUCGCGGCGGACGCGCCGAG